AGCCGGGCUGGGGUGGGGGGAGGGGCCGUGCUCCGGCGGCGGCGGCGGCGGCGGCGGCGCUCGGGGCGGGCAGGGCCGGCAAGGGCGGGACUGGCCCUCUGCGGGCGGACGGGGGAGCCGCGGAGCUAACGGGUCCGGACGCCGGCGGCGCCAGCGGCUUUCUGCACGGGCGGAGGCGGCGGCAGCGGCGGCGAGUAUGGCCCGCGCGGACCCCGGCGCAGACUGAGGGUCCCGCGGCUGCAGCCCGGCGCCUGCUCUGAGUGAGCCUGGGGAUCCGUGCUAGCGCCAGCCUCUGGGGGCAGGAAGGAGGCGCCACAGACCCAGAGGACCGUCCGAGCAGCUCCCUGCCGACCCAGCCCCCGAGGACCCCACAGCAGAAACAGGAGCUGCGCACCUCCCCCCCGACGCCACUGCAGUUGGGACCCGGGCAGCGCAUCGGAAGGACCAGCAGCCGCCAGUGCCAGGAGGGUCUUGGGCGUGGCAGCAGGGGUUACCCACGGGGCUUCGUCCCCUUCCCUGGCAGGGGCCGGGGCUGGGAGGGCCCCUCCCCGGGCCGGCGGCUGUUGCAUGGAAGCCCGGCCGCACCAUGCCCAGGCCUUCUCUCUGCUGACGGGGUGGGAGGGCAUCCCCGCUGCCUCCGCCUCUGCUCAUGAGCCACAAGGACCCCGGCUGCUCCAGACUGGACCGUUCGAAGCCGCCAAAGAGGGGGCCCCCCAGAGCUGGCAGCCAGCAGCCCCGAGGGACUCGAAGGCCGGCAUGGACUGACCCCUCGCGUGCCGGCAGGGCAGAAGGCGCCGAGCACCUGUGGCCCAGCUAGUGACGGAAACUCCACGAAGUCAUAAGGGAGGGCCCAGGCGGCUCGGGGAUGGGGGUCCGCUGCCGCCAGCGUCCUUCAUCCUGACGGGGCUGCGGAGAGCGUGGCGUGGGGGCCCCGCCGCUGUCCCCUUAUGCCCUGUGCGCCCAGAGCCGGAGCAGGCAGGCUACUGCGGGGCCCCGGCGCCCCUCCACGGCCCCCUGGCACGGCGCACCAUGAAGUGCUCCCUGCGCGUGUGGUUCCUGUCGGUGGCCUUCCUGCUGGUCUUCAUCUUGUCCCUGCUCUUCACCUACUCCCACCACAGCAUGGCUGCGCUGCCCUACCUGGACUCGGGGGCCCUGGGCGGCACCCACCGGGUGAAGCUCGUGCCGGGCUACGCCGGCCUGCAACGCCUCAGCAAGGAGGGCCCAGCCGGCAAGAGCUGCGCCUGUCCCCGCUGCCUGGGCGACUCCGGCGCCUCCGACUGGUUCGACAGCCGCUUCGACGGCAGCCUGUCCCCCGUCUGGACCCAGGAGAACAUGGACCUGCCCCCAGAUGUCCAGAGGUGGUGGAUGAUGCUGCAGCCCCAGUUCAAAUCACACAACACCAGAGAAGUGCUGGAGAAGCUGUUCCAGAUUGUCCCAGGCGAGAACCCCUACCACUUCCGGGUCCCCCAGCAGUGCCGUCGCUGCGCCGUGGUGGGCAACUCUGGCAACCUGCGGGGCUCGGGCUAUGGGCCAGACGUGGACGGGCACGACUUCAUCAUGAGGAUGAAUCAGGCUCCCACUGUGGGGUUUGAACAGGAUGUUGGCAGCAGAACCACCCACCACUUCAUGUAUCCCGAGAGUGCCAAGAACCUGCCUGCCAACGUCAGCUUUGUGUUGGUGCCCUUCAAGGCUCUGGACCUGCUGUGGAUCGCCAGUGCCCUGUCCACAGGCCAGAUCCGAUUCACCUACGCUCCAGUGAAAUCCUUCCUCCGAGUGGACAAAGAAAAGGUUCAGAUCUACAACCCGGCCUUCUUCAAGUACAUCCACGACCACUGGACGGAGCAUCACGGGCGCUACCCUUCCACGGGCAUGCUGGUGCUCUUCUUCGCCCUGCACGUGUGUGAUGAGGUGAACGUGUACGGGUUUGGGGCCGACAGCCGAGGCAACUGGCAUCACUACUGGGAGAAUAACCGGUACGCGGGCGAGUUCCGGAAGACGGGCGUGCACGAUGCGGACUUCGAAGCCCACAUCAUCGACAUGCUGGUCAAGGCACGAAAGAUCGAGGUCUACCAGGGCAACUAAAGCCGGCCUCGCCACGACCCUGCCGGGCCCAAGCCGC
This is a messenger RNA of Sorex fumeus (smoky shrew), 2119 nucleotides long. RefSeq names its product ST3 beta-galactoside alpha-2,3-sialyltransferase 2 (gene ST3GAL2). The record is from RefSeq and is a predicted model, not a curated record. Gene Ontology annotation, molecular function: beta-galactoside (CMP) alpha-2,3-sialyltransferase activity. The coding region runs from base 1030 to 2082 and encodes 350 amino acids. The transcript is spliced from 7 exons. NCBI's taxonomy places the organism in Eukaryota, Metazoa, Chordata, Mammalia, Eulipotyphla, Soricidae.